AUGGACCGUGUCUGUGCUUCUGUUCAGACGAACCAGAUCGGGGACCCAGAGUGGAGAAGAUCCGUUGCGGUGUCUCCCCACACCCACGGCGCAUUUGACGAGACCUACGAGAUUCACGACCCCUCCACGUUUACGACCGAUUUACCGCAACGCCAGCAGCAGGCUGCUUCCAAUCCUGCCUCUGAUCCUCCCCGAUACCCAUCACCGCGCCCUCUGAGUAGUCAAGGAAGUACCCGUUCGUUACGGAGAACGUCCCGCUCAAUUCGUCAACGGCCGGGAUCAGUAUAUGCUUCAGGUCGCCCAUCUCAGAUAGAGCAAACAAUUCCCGUACUGGUCCAACCUGUGUCGGACCGUAAUAGCGGAGUUGCUGCACUUCGUCCUGCGCUUUCCGAAGCCCGGACAGAGGGAUACGACGACGACGCUGACUCGCUAACUGACGAUCAUCCUCGAGCAUCAGGCGAGUCAUACUGGCCUCGCAGGUCUACCCGGGUUUGCCCACGUACAGCGUCUGCCAUUCUUUGGGCGCUAGAAGAAGCUAUUCGAAAACCCCUGCCGUUUACACCGGAUUGGGAAGAAGUGAAUGCGCCCAUGUCUGACUUGGGAAGCGCGACUGGUUCGAUUGGCCUCGCAGGCACAGGGCGAACACAAAAUGGCGCUUCACGCGCGGCCCAUGGCCCUGUCCCCGUUAACACACACCCCCCAAGUGGGGUCCGGACACCGACCGAUAUCAUGAGACAGCGCCGGGACCGAGAAGCUCGCAAAAAAGCGGAACAGGAAGCCAGAGAUAGGGAGCAGGAAGAGGCCGAGCACAGGCGGCAAGAGUCACAAGAAAGGGCUCAGGAUCCAGCCCAGCCCUAUGCUGCUGGCGUUGCGGGUAAUCGACCUUCACAGCGGAGAGCAGGUCCCACUGCUCCCGCGGGGGCUGACAUUCAGCCGGAAUCUCGUACGACACAGCAGCCUCCGGGAAUUCCAGCGGCGGCUCAACGGCCAGACUCCCAGGCUCACGGUCAGGCUCCGAUGCCACACGCCCACCCCAGGCAACCUGGGCCUUCGGCACAGCACAAUCCCCAGCAGCCACCAACAGGCUCGACUGGCGUCCAAAAGCAACCAGCACAAGCUCCAAAUCAGCCUGGCACUUCCCAGGCGCAGCAGCCACCACGACGUGUCGGUUUUCCUCACGCUUUUGAACGGUGGGAAACGUUAUCCUCCCAUUGGGAAGGCCUAACUGGCUACUGGAUUCGAAAGUUGGAGCAGAACAGUGAGGCUUUAGAACGCGACCCCAUUAGCCAACAGAUGGCCCGUCAGGUGACCGAUCUCUCCGCUGCUGGUGCCAAUCUUUUUCACGCCGUGGUGGAACUGCAGCGUCUGCGGGCAUCAUCCGAGCGAAAGUUCCAGCGGUGGUUCUUUGACACCCGUGCAGAGCAAGAGCGAUCCAAAGAACUCCAGGCCGAUUUAGAGCGACAGGUCCGGACUGAGAAACAAUCGCGGACAGAAGCAAUGGCUGCGUUGCAGAAGGCCGAGAGUGACAAGAGUCGCGCGGAGUCGCUGCUCAAGGAAAUGCGCCGGGAACUUCAAAUAUCCAAGGAAGAAGCCCGUCGUGCGUGGGAGGAACUUGGUCGCCGUGAGCAAGAGGAACGGGAUCGAACGAACUCUCUGCGCAACGGAGAGCCCACCUUGGUUGGAGGAGUGCAGGUGGUGCCGAUGAUCCAGGGCCUCCCUUCUCGGUCGAACACCGCGAACCAUCCAUCAGGGGGGCAGGGAAAGUCAUCCGAAGGUCAUUACUAUGAAGAAACGCCCGGGUCACCUACAGAGACCGAUCCAUUCACGGAGGGGCAGCGGCCUUAUCAGGAAUCUGACAGCCAGCGCUAUGCUCCCCGACAACCGCACACAUCAGCAGCUGCAGAACCCUCGGGGCAGUAUGCCGGGAAUUACUAUGAACACGAUGGCGAGUACACUGGCCGCCCGGCAUCUGAGAACGACAACCGCUCCUAUGAUCCGAGCGCAGCUAGCAGUGAGCCUGGCGAUGACGAAUAUGGCGGAUAUCGCCGUACCCAACCUCAGCAAGGGCCUUCCAUCGUUUACCCACGUCCUAUGUCCGAGGAAAGCGACGACUAUGAGCGGGGAUCCGUGGAGGAUGAAGGGGGCUAUGUGCCUAGCACUAUGCCGCCGACCACCUCCGCGCCUUAUAGCCAGGGCUCUGUAGAUUACAGUGGCUCCGGAUGGGGAACUACCUGGGACUCUGUGACCCCCCGUCAUCGCCAUCCCACCCGACUCAGCGAUGUUAUGGAAGAGGAAGAACCUCGAACUACGCCUAGCCGUGCAAGUCGUGCCAGCCGUGCCAGCCAAGCCAGCAGAAGUGUACACUAG
Messenger RNA from Aspergillus nomiae NRRL 13137, 2367 nucleotides. RefSeq lists its product as uncharacterized. Bases 1 to 2367 code for a protein of 788 amino acids. Lineage: Eukaryota; Fungi; Ascomycota; Eurotiomycetes; Eurotiales; Aspergillaceae. The transcript has 2 exons. The record is from RefSeq and is a predicted model, not a curated record.